UUCGGCCUCGUCGUCGUCGUCGUCGGGCGGCGGCUGGCUGCUGCUGCUGCUGCUGCUGCUUCUUGUACACGCUGCCUGGGAAAAUGGCCGAAGUCGGGGCCGGCGUGGAGGCGCGGGCCUUGCUGGAGCUGCAGCGGGCGCCAGUGGAGCCAGGGCCUACUCCUCCCCCGGAGCCGGGGCCUCGCGUGGCUCCCUCGCCCGCCUCAGGCGCCUCCUCCUCCCCGGAGGCCUCCUCCGCCUCCUCCUCCUCCUCCUCCUCGGCGCCGCUGGCCCGUCUUCUGGGCCGCGACUUCGAGUUCCUGGUGCGGCGUCCGGCGGUGACGAUCGGCCGGAACUCUUCGCAGGGCUCGGUGGACGUGAGCAUGGGCCGCUCCAGCUUCAUCUCCCGGCGGCACCUGGAGCUGGCCUUCCGCGCCCCGCACUUCUAUCUGAGCUGCCUCGGCAAGAACGGCGUCUUCGUCGACGGAGCCUUCCAGCGCAGGAACGCCGCCGAGCUGCGCCUCCCGACCCAAUGUACUUUCCGAUUCCCCAGCACAAAUAUCAAGAUCCAGUUCACGUCGCUUUUCCAUAAAGAGGAGGUGAAAGAGGAAGCCUCGUCUCCUCCGCUUCGGCCACUCUACCCUCAGAUCUCACCUCUUAAGAUCCAUAUUCCGGAGCCGGAUCUCCGGAACCUGGUCAGCCCCCUGCCAUCUCCCACUGGCACUAUCAGUGUUCCCAAUUCGUGCCCAGCCAGUCCACGCGGCGCUGGCUCCUCAGGAUAUCGCUUUACUCACAACAUUACCUCGGAUCUGCAGCUGGCAGCAGAAUACGCGGCAAAAGCUACGUCAGAACACCAGGCAGAUGCAUCAGGCGGAGACAGCCCAAAGGACGAAUCCAAGCCGCCAUAUUCGUAUGCCCAGCUAAUUGUUCAGGCUAUCUCAUCGGCCCAGGACAAGCAAUUAACACUAAGUGGGAUCUAUGCCCACAUCACAAAGCAUUAUCCCUAUUAUCGGACAGCUGAUAAAGGCUGGCAGAAUUCCAUUCGGCACAACCUCUCCUUGAACCGUUAUUUUAUUAAAGUCCCACGUUCUCAAGAGGAGCCUGGAAAGGGCUCUUUUUGGCGAAUCGAUCCUCUCUCAGAAGGCAAACUGGUGGAGCAGGCAUUCCGAAAACGGAGACAGAGGGGGGUGUCCUGCUUCCGAACGCCUUUUGGGCCUCUUUCCUCCCGGAGUGCCCCUGCAUCCCCUACCCACCCUGGCCUGCUGUCUCCUCACACGAGUGGCCUACAGACUCCAGAGUGCCUAUCGAGGGAGGGCUCGCCCAUUCCACAUGACCAUGACUUUGGUUCAAAGUUAGCCUCUGUUCCAGAGUAUCGGUAUUCACAAAGUGCGCCUGGCUCGCCUGUAAGUGCCCAGCCAGUCAUUAUGGCAGUUCCUCCUCGGCCCUCAACUCUCAUGGCCAAGCCAGUGGCCUAUAUGCCAGCCUCCAUAGUAACCUCUCAGCAGCCUUCAGGCCAUGCCAUUCAUGUUGUCCAGCAAGCUCCAACAGUAACCAUGGUCCGGGUCGUGACCACUUCAGCAAACUCAGCAAACGGAUACAUCCUGACCAAUCAAGGGCCAGCAAACGGCACCCACGAAGCAGCAGGAACAGUCUUGGACUUGGCCGGUGAGCCUCGAGGGAUUGAUGAGAAGCCAACCAUUGCAUUUGCUACAAUACCGACUGCUAGCCGGGUUAUUCAGACAGUCGCCAGCCAAAUGUCUCAGGGCAUCCCAGGACAAACAGUCACCAUCCUCCAGCAAGCGACCCCUGUAGCCAUUGGGCAACACCAGCUCCCCGUCCGAGCCGUGACACAAAAUGGAAAGCACGCUGUCCCUACCAACAGCAUAACUGGUGGCACUUACGCCCUCACAAAUCCACUGCAGCUCCUUGCUGCCCAAGCCAGUUCCUCCACUCCGGUGGUAGUCAACCAGGUGGCAGAGGCCGGGACAAAAGACACUGAAGAGCCUUUGAAAGAGCCGGAUGUCAAGAGGCCUCGGAUGGAGGAGUCCCGGGGAGGUGGAGCGGCUCCGUUGCAAACGGGUGUCAUCACUUCAACCACCCCACAAGGACAGGCUGCCAGCGAAUGAGGAACCCAAACGUUCAGAAAAGCGGUGGCAUAGGCUUCGGGGGAGAUCCUUUUUUAAAAAAAGAAAUUAUGACUGUAACACCUUUUUUCCAGCAAGAUUUUUUGUACAAAAGGAAAUAAAAGCGCCAUCCAAAAUAGGUUUUUAAAGGACAGGCCGGCAGUUUUUAGCAUCCCGAGGUGCCCGAUGGAUUAGCAAAACGUCCACUUACCCGCACCCUGAAAAGUCUGUUUUGCUUUUCACUUCGGAGAUUAUUUUUCUCUCCUUUUUAGAUUUUAAAAAAAGAAAUAAUAAUAAUAAUAAUAACAAAGACAAUUUGAUUGUAUGACUGCUGGGAUUUCCCCAUCCAACAGCCCCCCCCCCCCCAUUCAUUUUCUUUCGUACCUCUUUUUCCUCAAAGCAUGGUAGUUUUAUGUGAGCAUAUUAAAAAUGCAGGAGGGAAGCAUGUACUUGGGGGAGGUCAGAAGGUGUGGGGGUGCAUCCAGUAUCCAAAUAGAACUCCUUUCCCUCUCUCUCUCUUUCACUCUCUAUUUUUAAAAUUCUCUUUCUCUUUUUUGGACUUCAGCUUCCAAAAUCUCCCAUUUUUGAGGAGGAUUUGGGAUUUGUAGUUCAAAAAAAGAAAACACUUGCAAUCACUGAGACAGAAACGUACACCUUUUCAUAUACACAGCUGUGAAGCUUGAAGGAAAACACAAUGGGACCCUCUUACGAAGGUUGUUCUUUCUUUUUCUAAACAUUUAUUCUGGAAUCGGAUGUUGUCACAUGCAUUUAAUUGCUGCCAAAAAAAAUCAGUUUUCUAGUUUCCUCCUCAUUCAUUGCCCUUAAAAAAUCUAGGUGAGUUUCCCCAUGCCCUAAUGUUCAGGUGCUGUAUGUUCUGGGCUAGAUGUUGCUGAAGUGAGAUGGCCUCAAGUCAUAGCAAUAUUUUUGGCUUAUACAGUAAAUUCUUGUUUGGAGCAUUAAGAGUGCAACUUUUGCAAUGUUACAUUAACAUGGUGCACUAUGAGCCAUAGUCUGCAAAGCCAACUAGAUCUUCAGGGUCAUUCCAUUUUAUUGAGUUUAAGAGACACACACUUACAUAUGAAAGACAGAGAGAGAGAGAGAUGGGAAUAUAGAAUCACGUUUAACUUGUCGCCAGUGCAGCCAGUACUGCUCUUGAUACCUUAAGAGCCAAUGUUGUAGAAGUGGUUAGAAUUGUUGGACUAAGUCUAAACAAGACUUGGGGUUCACAUUUUCCUGUUCAUCCAUGAGGCUCAUUGGGUGACCUUGGACCAGUCACUGUCGCUUUUAACCUACCUCACAGGGUUGUUGUGAGGAUAAAGUGGGGGUGGGAUGAACUAUGUAUGCCACCAUGCGCUCCUUGGAAGAGGUGCAGAAUAAAAACAAAAUAAACAAUA
This is a messenger RNA of Sceloporus undulatus (fence lizard), 3496 nucleotides long. It is a transcript of the gene FOXK1, whose product is annotated as forkhead box K1. Gene Ontology annotation, molecular function: DNA-binding transcription factor activity, RNA polymerase II-specific; protein binding; RNA polymerase II cis-regulatory region sequence-specific DNA binding. Lineage: Eukaryota; Metazoa; Chordata; Lepidosauria; Squamata; Phrynosomatidae. The transcript has 9 exons. Gene Ontology annotation, biological process: regulation of transcription by RNA polymerase II. The coding region runs from base 84 to 2105 and encodes 673 amino acids. The record is from RefSeq and is a predicted model, not a curated record.